Molecule: messenger RNA, 1619 nt
Organism: Lolium perenne
Lineage: Eukaryota; Viridiplantae; Streptophyta; Magnoliopsida; Poales; Poaceae
Product: metal tolerance protein 3
Biological process (GO): monoatomic cation transport; transmembrane transport
Cellular component (GO): membrane
Molecular function (GO): manganese ion transmembrane transporter activity
Source: RefSeq, a predicted model, not a curated record
AUAUCCAAAACCGGCUGAAAAGUCGAAGACUCAGUCGCUCACACACAAACCAGAACAAAACCAGCCGGCCGGCCGUGCCCGCCGCCGAUGGACGCCGAUGACCGGAGCGCCCCGCUGCUGGGAAACGGCACCGGCCGCGUCGCCCGGACGCCCUCGCUGCGGCGCCGCGACUCGGCGCGGUCGCUGCGCAGCAGCUUCCUGUCGCGGCUGCCCGACAAGAUGCGCACCGAGCUGGACCCGGAGCGCGCCGCCGACGUCGACGUCGCCCGCGUCAAGGACCUCUCCCAAGGUGAGAGGGACUACUACAACAAGCAGCUCGCCACGCUGAAGACAUUCGAGGAGGUGGAGGCCCUGUGCAUGCCCGGAGAGUUCGACUCCGAUGACGAUACCGACGCCGCCGGCGCCGCCGAGGACCGCGAGGAGAAGGAGAGCGAGUUCGCCAUGAAGAUAUCCAACUACGCCAAUGUCGUCCUCCUGGCCUUCAAGGUUUAUGCGACGAUCAGGACGGGUUCCAUAGCGAUUGCGGCGUCCACGCUUGACUCGUUGCUGGAUUUGAUGGCUGGCGGCAUCCUCUGGUUCACGCAUAUCUCCAUGAAGAAGGUGAACAUAUACAAGUACCCCAUCGGAAAACUGCGUGUGCAGCCGGUCGGGAUCAUCGUCUUCGCCGCUAUCAUGGCCACUCUAGGUUUCCAGGUCCUGAUCCAAGCUAUAGAGCAGCUGGUGGAGAACAACCCUGGCGAUAAGAUGACGACGGAGCAGCUCAUAUGGUUGUACUCCAUCAUGCUCUCGGCGACUGCUGUCAAGCUUGCUCUCUGGUUUUACUGCAGGAGCUCAGGGAAUAGCAUUGUCCGGGCAUACGCAAAGGACCACUAUUUCGAUGUGAUAACCAACGUUGUUGGGCUGGUGGCUGCUGUUCUGGGAGACAAGUUCUUCUGGUGGAUUGACCCUGCAGGAGCCGUGCUUCUUGCGGUGUAUACCAUAACAAACUGGUCCGGAACUGUAAUUGAACAUGCAGUUACGCUGGUGGGGCAGAGUGCUCCUCCGGAGAUGUUGCAGAUGUUGACAUACCUCGCCAUGAAGCACGACGCCCGGGUGCAGCGGGUCGACACGGUCCGGGCUUACAGCUUCGGCGCCCUCUAUUUUGUCGAGGUGGACAUCGAACUCUCCGAGGAUAUGCGGCUAAGAGAGGCUCACGCCAUUGGGGAGUCGCUGCAGGAGAGGAUCGAGAAACUGCCAGAGGUCGAACGGGCAUUUGUUCAUGUGGAUUUCGAGAGCACUCACAAGCCGGAGCACACGGUCCGGAGCAGGCUGCCAGCAUCGGAACCCUGAUGAUGCCUCCAACUCCAACAAAUACCUGUUCUUGUACAGUGAAAAUAUACUGGUAAAGUUAUACGGUGCUGUUAUCGGUUUUUUUUUUUUCGGCACAGGAACCAAGCUGUAUGGAAUAUAGAUGUCUUGGUGGAAUAAUACAGGAUUCACCAUUUUUGGGAAGCCUUAGGCUUAAUCCUUGUAUGUUUUCCUUUUCAGAAUGAUUGAUAUAUGCAUAUGCGUAUGCGUAUGCAGUACAGACUGUACGGUUGUCUACUGCUUGAUAAUACAUGACUCGCCAUUUUGGGGAA